AUGGGAAAGUCGAAGGAAUUAGCGGAGAAGCUUCAGAAGGAUUUGGACGAGAUGCACCAGUCCAAACGUGCGAUGCUGAACGAGAUGGACCGGCUGCGAGCUCGAGCGGAGGCGGUGGAGAGCUACGGGCACCCACCGCCUACGGCCCCCGAUCACCUCGGACUGGGACGGGUCGCCGCCGGAGUCGAGGUGGACGCCGCUAACAAAGAGCUCGACAGGGUGAAGAAAGAACGAGAUUUUCUCAUGCAGCAGAUCGAUAUAAUUAGAAACGAUUGUAGUAGUAGUAUCCCGAAGGAGAGAUGCAGAUGCUUCUUUCGGCAAAUCGUGGACGCCUGCGUCGGUUGCUUGAAACGAAACGUAGUUCACGGAGACCUGAAGAUGGAGAACGUGAUCGUCGAUCUGGACACGGACAGGAUCAAGCUGGUGGACUUCGGUUUCGCCAAAUUCGUCGACGACCAACCGAUCGCCAGCGCUUUCGGAACCACCGAUCAUUACCUUCCUCCGGAGAUGCUGAAACAGCGAUUCAUGUAUGCCGUUCCGGCGAUGAUCUGGUCGCUCGGAAUCAUGCUGUUCGAAAUGAUCACCGGAGAAGAAGUAGAACGCGGCCGUCGACGUACUUGCAGAUAA
This is a messenger RNA of Anneissia japonica, 627 nucleotides long. RefSeq names its product serine/threonine-protein kinase pim-2-like. The record is from RefSeq and is a predicted model, not a curated record. The transcript has a single exon. Gene Ontology annotation, cellular component: cytoplasm. Gene Ontology annotation, biological process: protein autophosphorylation; regulation of mitotic cell cycle; negative regulation of apoptotic process. Bases 1 to 627 code for a protein of 208 amino acids. NCBI's taxonomy places the organism in Eukaryota, Metazoa, Echinodermata, Crinoidea, Comatulida, Comatulidae. Gene Ontology annotation, molecular function: protein serine/threonine kinase activity; ATP binding.